Messenger RNA from Camellia sinensis, 2401 nucleotides. The record is from RefSeq and is a predicted model, not a curated record. Lineage: Eukaryota; Viridiplantae; Streptophyta; Magnoliopsida; Ericales; Theaceae.
AUCUCCUUCUUUCUCGAGAAAAUGGCAAAACCUCCCAAAUCACUACGAUCACUUUCUUUCUCCUUCUUUCUCGAGAAAAUGGCGCACACACAAAUCACUACCAUCACUUCCUUUCUCCUUCUUUCUCGAGAAAAUGGCAAAACCUCAUCUGGGUUCCAUGCUUUUCUCUCUCUUCUCCCUCCUCUCUUUCCUCGUCUUGGUUCAGUCUCAGUCCAGCUCAACCGACGCUUCAGUAAUGCAGGACCUGAAAACCAGCCUCAACCCACCGAGUUCACUCGGCUGGACCGACUCAAACCCCUGCAAUUGGCAACACGUAGCUUGCUCCAACGACGGCCGAAUCACCCGGAUCCAAAUCGGGCAUCAAAACCUCCAAGGUUCUCUCCCUCCCUCAAUCAACAAACUCACUGCCUUACUGAGAUUCGAGGUCAUGUCCAACCAACUCACUGGUUCGCUCCCGAGUUUCGCCGGGUUGAACUCGCUCCAGUACCUCUUGCUCAACGACAACAACUUCUCUUCCAUUCCCUCUGAUUUCCUUUCCGGCUUAACCUCUCUCCAAGCUGUAUUUCUCGAUCAAAACCCCUUUUCGGCUUGGCAAAUUCCGGUAACUUUCCAAGACGCCUCAACUCUCCAAGUCUUCUCGGCCGUUUCCGCUAACAUCACCGGAAAAAUCCCCGAUUUUCUCGGCGGCGACACCUUCUCGAGCCUCACGACUCUUCACUUGACUUUCAAUUACCUCGAGGGUGAGCUUCCGGCGAGCUUUUCGGGUUCUCCGAUUCAGUCUCUGUGGCUAAAUGGGCAGAUGAGUAGUUCUAAGCUCAAUGGCUCAAUUGCUGUGAUUCAGAACAUGACUCAAUUGACCGAAGUUUGGUUACAAUCCAAUUCCUUUUCGGGCCCUUUACCGGACCUUUCGCGCCUUACCAUGUUGCAGAACUUCAGUGUGAGAGACAGUGAGGUUACGGGUCCGGUACCGGAUUCUUUUGUGAAUCUUCCAUCGCUUAGGGUUGUGAAUUUGACAAACAAUCAAUUGCAAGGUCCAACCCCGAAAUUUCCCCCUUCUGUUGGGGUUGAUUUGAUUCCUGGAACAAAUAGCUUCUGCUUAUCUGAUCCCGGAGUUCCGUGCGAUCCCCGAGUGAAUACAUUGCUUUUGACUGCGCAAUCUGUUGGUUACCCGACUGUUUUUGCGGCGAAUUGGAAAGGUAAUGAUCCCUGUACAGCGUGGUUGGGGAUCAGUUGUAGUAAUGGAAACAUUACUGUUUUUAAUUUUCAGAAAAUGGGUCUUACGGGUACGAUUUCUCCGAAUUUCUCUUCGAUUUGUUUGAUGAAAUAUACAAAUGAAAGCAAAAGGAAAAGAAGGUGUAAAACUAUCCCGAAUGAGCUUACAACUUUGCCUAAUCUUAAACAAUUAGAUGUUUCCAACAAUCAGCUUUAUGGGAAAAUUCCAUUGUUUAAGAGUAAUGUGCUUGUAAAAACUGAUGGCAAUCCUGAUAUUGGGAAGGAUAGUGGUGGUCCGACUCCGGGGACACCUGGAACCCGAACACCCCCGGGGAGUACACCUACUACACCCUCGAAUAAUGGUACGAAGAUUUCGGGAAAUAGUGGCAAUAAGUCGUCGACUGGUGUGGUUGUUGGUUCGGUGAUUGGUGGUGUUUGUGUGGUUUUUGCUUUUGUCGUUGGAUUGUUCUGUGUUUACAGGGCAAAACGAAAGCAUUCUGGUAGGGUGCAGAGUCCCAAUGCCAUGGUGGUUAGUCAUGGAAGUAGUGGACCUAGUGACAUUCACGUUAUUGAAUCUGGAAGCAUGGUGAUCUCGAUUCAAGUUUUGAAGAGCGUGACUAACAAUUUUAGCGAAGAGAAUAUAUUGGGAAGAGGUGGAUUCGGAACUGUUUACAAAGGAGAGUUGCACGAUGGGACUAAGAUUGCGGUUAAGAGGAUGGAGUCGGGAGUGGUAACUGAGAAGGGUUUGGAUGGGUUCAAGUCUGAGAUAGCUGUGCUUACAAAGGUCCGACAUCGGCAUUUGGUUGAUCUUCUUGGAUAUUGCUUGGAUGGAAACGAGAGGCUAAUAGUUUAUGAGUACAUGGCUCAAGGAACUCUUAGUAGGUUCUUGUUUAACUGGAAGGAGGAAGGGUUGAAAUCCCUUGAGUGGUCUAAGAGGCUGAUCAUUGCUCUUGAUGUGGCCAGAGGUGUUGAGUACUUGCAUGGUUUGGCCCAUCAAAGUUUUAUUCAUAGAGAUCUUAAACCAUCCAACAUUCUUUUAGGAGAUGAUAUGCGUGCUAAAGUAGCGGAUUUUGGACUUGUUCGUCUCGCACCAGUUGGAAACUCUUCAGGUCUAACUAAAUUAGCAGGAACUUUUGGAUAUCUUGCACCAGAAUAUGCAGGUACUCUUUUAUAAAUUAAAAAUUAUAGA